Cuscuta europaea is the source of this 1048-nucleotide messenger RNA. Lineage: Eukaryota; Viridiplantae; Streptophyta; Magnoliopsida; Solanales; Convolvulaceae. The record is from the annotation of a GenBank genome assembly.
CAUUAUUUCACCAGUUUGCAGUCAAGAUGAACAUGCUGGAUAUACAUGCUCUUCUUGAGGGGGCGUAUCAAGAAUAAAGCUCAAUGGAUCAAACUGCUGGACUUAAUGGACCUAUUUAUAUUUUAUUUUGUCAAUGGGUCUUUCUAUUCUUUAGCCCAUACGUAUUAGUUAUAAUAGUAUAUAAGCCAAAUGUAUUAUUUAUUUUUGGCAAGCUUUAUGUUGAAACCCUAAGCAAUACUUUCUUCUUCCGUACAUAGCUCUCAAAGAAAACAUUCGUUCUUCAUCUUCUUCUUCAAAUCUUGAAUGUAAUCUUCAAUAUCUUGUAUCCGAUGUAGAUGAGCGGCAGGGUUAACCAGCUCCAAUGGCGUCGUUUCCGUCCGGUGGCGCAACUUCAACUCCUCCCUUUUGUUGACGUCAAAACCCACUCCGGCGAACCGUCCCUCUCUCUGUCAUUUUGUCUCAGCGGCAGAUCCCUGUGGGUCCUUUUCCGACGUCAGGAAAGGCAGCAGCCCAACGGUGGUAUGGCUACUUCAGAGGCUCCAGCUUACUCCUUCUCCGGCGUGGGAAAACAAGUCCGGCAGUACUCCGUCAGAUGUUUUCUCGCUCUUCAGACGAUCAUUAUCAACGAUUCUGGAUUCGUUGGACUCCUCUCGUCCCAAAGAAGAUUGUGGUUGUGUUUUUAAUUCUGGGUUUUGGGUAUAUUGUAGGGUUGGAAAUCUUGAAUAUAUGUGUAUAUACUUAUGUAUGCGUAUGUAUAUAUAUAGCUAGGCGUGUGUAUUUGUUUGUAGGUGUAUGUGUAGAACGAAACACUGAUAUACAUAGUCGUAGCUCGAAGGUUCUACGUCUCCUCAGAUUAGCUUUGGCGUGCGAAGAAUACGCAGGUCGUUGGCAUCCGAGCUUAUCGUUCGUUGUUCUUAUCAAUAUAGCAUGCAGGUCGCUGGUCGCUAAUUAAUAAUACCCCGUAUUGUUAUAAAGAUUUGGCCCGCAGGGAUCUGUUUGCUUUAUCGUCGGUCAAGCAUCGUAAACCGCAAUGAGCCGAUAACAGGGG